Molecule: messenger RNA, 894 nt
Organism: Fraxinus pennsylvanica
Lineage: Eukaryota; Viridiplantae; Streptophyta; Magnoliopsida; Lamiales; Oleaceae
Source: the annotation of a GenBank genome assembly
AUGAAGAUCAGUAGUAAUAUCAGCAGUCCAAGAAAAUCAGAGAAACAAGACGAGUAUCACGUUGUUCAUAAACUUCCAUCUGGUGACAGUCCUUAUGUUAGAGCCAAAUAUGUUCAAUUGGUCGAGAAGGAUUACGAAGCUGCAAUAGUUUUAUUUUGGAAGGCGAUAAAUGCUAGAGACAGAGUAGAUAGUGCACUCAAAGACUUGGCAGUGGUUAUGACACAACAAGAUAGGGCUGAAGAGGCAAUUGAAGCUAUAAAGUCCUUUAGGGACCUAUGCUCCAAACAAGCUCAGGAAUCACUAGAUAAUGUCCUUGUUGACCUAUAUAAGAAAUGUGGGAAAUUAGAUGAUCAAAUCGAACUGCUGAGGCAUAAGUUGAGGAUGAUUUACCAAGGAGAAGCAUUUAAUGGAAAACAGACCAAGACAGCUCGUUCCCAUGGAAGGAAGUUCCAGGUUACCUUAAAGCAAGAGACGUCCAGAAUAUUGGGCAAUUUGGGUUGGGCAUAUAUGCAGAAAACAAACUAUGCAGCCUCUGAAGCUGUUUAUCGUAAAGCACAGCAGAUAGAUCCCGAUGCCAACAAGGCCUGCAAUCUGUGCCUGUGCCUUAUAAAACAAGAACGAUAUGAUGAAGCAAAAUAUGUUCUUGAAGAGGCAUUACACGGCAAAUUUCCUGGUUCAGAUGAUCCCAAGUCAAGGAAUCGAGCUGAGGAGCUUAUGAAGGAGUUAGAGCCUUAUAAGCCCGUGGCUUCUGCUUCACCUUCUUUAAAACCGAGUUUGGAAGAUGCAUUUGUGGCGGAACUUGAUUGGUUAAUAAACCAGUGGACACCUGUCAGAUCAAGAAGACUCCCCAUUUUUGAAGAAAUAAUAUCCUACAGAGAUCAACUGGCUUGUUGA